Molecule: messenger RNA, 2257 nt
Organism: Linum tenue
Lineage: Eukaryota; Viridiplantae; Streptophyta; Magnoliopsida; Malpighiales; Linaceae
Source: the annotation of a GenBank genome assembly
CUGUCGCCGGUUUCCUCUCAAAUACGACGACCACCUCUCGCCGGAGACGACAACCUCUCGCCGGAGACGAAAUCAGAGCGCUUCGCGAAGGUAAUUUUUAAUUUUUGCACGAAGGAGGUGACGACCGGCCGUUUGACCCUCCGCCGGCAAGGGCGACGUCCUGCCCAGACGUCGCCGGCGACGGACGAACGUCCUGGCCGGACGUUUGACCGGUCGUUUGACACGCCGCCGGCGAGGGCGACGUCCUGCCCAGGCGUCGCCGGCGACGGACGAACGUCCGGGCCGGACGUUUGUCCGUCGCCGGCGACGCCUGGGCAGGACGUCGCCCUCGCCGGCGGCGGUCAAACUGCCAAAAUGGUGGAUACAAGAGGAAAGAAGAAGUUGAAGGAGGUAGAGCCGUCGAGGGUGACCAACCGUAUAGUAUUGAGGUCGCGUCGUGAGGAAGCCGAGAAUGAGCGUCGACGUGCUAGACUUGUGGAGAAUCCUUCUCCCCCGCCUCCCGUCCCUUUUGACUUAGAUACAGCUUUUGAGGGAGUGGAUGAGUAUGAUGGCAGUGAUGACAAUUAUGAUGACUUCCCGGAUGUAAAUGAUGCUUUCUUCGAGAGCAACCAUCCGAGUGCAGACGUGGGGCUCGUGGUCGUUUUGAGUCAUCACGACCCGAUUCGGAGGAGGGCAGCACUAGUAAGAGGAAGAAGGCGAGAGAAGCUGAUUCGUGGAUUCUCGACAGGAGUGGGCCGGGGGGGGCCUAUCGAUCAUAGCCUGAUUCCUAGUUUUGGAGGUCAUGUGGCUUAUCGAUUAUGGGAUGAUGGUUUAGGGGCUCGCCGAAUGGAUUCAUUCAAGUUGUCGACUAGAGCAUUGGCAGUCAAUUAUUUGAAAGAUUACAAAUUUCAGAGUGAGGGUGCUGCAGCAUUGGUUGAGAGGACAGGGUUGCGCAAGUUGUUGGACUGCUCGAUCCAGCACUUGGACGGACCUUUACUUGUGGCAUUUGUGGAGAGGUGGCAGCCUGACACCAACACCUUUCACAUGCCUUUUGGAGAGAUGACCAUCACGCUCCACGACGUUGCAGUGUUGCUUGGGAUUCCAGUCGGUGAAGAUAUGGUUGUAGGGAAUGAGAGUGUGAAAGCACAGUUGUGUGAGAUGCUGAGGGUCGAACAAUUGAAUGAACGAUCCAAGCCUUCGCUUAAGAGUGGGGGUUUAGUGUGUGUUGAAGCUAUGCAGCAGGUUGGGAGGUUUCGGGAAAGAGAUUCUGAGGUACGGAUGUUCUUGACCUGUUUGUUGGGGACCACCUUGUUUGUGGACAGGAGUGGGGAUCGGGCGCAGGUUUGGCCUCUCCAGUUCUUGGGGGACACUAGACGGGUGAGGAAAUAUUCUUGGGGGUCUGCUACACUCGCCUAUUUGUAUAGGCAACUCGACAUGGCGUCUCGGGCGAAUUGCAAAGGCAUGGGUGGCUGUUUGACCCUCCUUCAGAUCUGGAUCUACGAGUACUUCCCGUGUUUACGAGAUCAGAAGUUGGGGACACGUGGAUUGGUGUGCGGGGAACCUUUUGCUAAGAAGUGGGAGGGGGUGAGAAUUGGAGGUGGGGCACAGUUGAUGAAUGAGAGGUUGGAUCACUAUCGUCGAGUACUGGAUAAUAUGACAGAUGAGUUCGUUUUUUGGUGCCCAUUCGGCCCCAGACCUGGUGAGAUGGUCUCUCGUUCUUUGUACUCUGGUGUCAUUCGGUGCAUGAGUGUUGAGGAGAUGUACGAUCCCUCGCGUUGCCUCCGUCAGUUUGGGUACGUACAGACCAUCCCCUCAGAUCCGCUUCCUCCAGUUGAUGUUUGCCGAUCUGCGAAUGUCAAGAUGUACUCCUUGUCCUACGGUCCCGGCUUGAGUGAGCUUUGGAAGGCCCCUCACUGCCACUCGGUGCAGUUGGAUUCGAUAUCGAGACCUGUUCAAAAACCGGAAGAUACCGAGGAUGGGUAUCUACAGUGGUAUAUGGGACGUACCCACCCGAGGAUCGUCUGCCCCAGUGCUGCUGACCAGGAGAUACACCACCAUCUUAGUCAUGAUCAGUUAGCUGUGAAGCUCGUCCGAGAGUUUCGCACUGUGAUUGAGCACCCUUAUGAUGACCACCUUGAUCUUCUUCUUGGAUUACAAGGGUUGCUUAAAGAGUACGACGAGGCGACUCCAUACCAGCCUCCACCUCAGUACUAGUGUUGUUCAUGUAGUUUGAGUACUAUGUAGUUUAUUUCUAUUUGGAGAACUAUGUCGUUAAUUU